This is a messenger RNA of Kwoniella shivajii, 1764 nucleotides long. RefSeq lists its product as uncharacterized. The record is from RefSeq and is a predicted model, not a curated record. The coding region runs from base 1 to 1764 and encodes 587 amino acids. Gene Ontology annotation, cellular component: membrane; cytoplasm; intracellular membrane-bounded organelle. Gene Ontology annotation, biological process: phosphorylation; sphingosine biosynthetic process. Lineage: Eukaryota; Fungi; Basidiomycota; Tremellomycetes; Tremellales; Cryptococcaceae. The transcript is spliced from 10 exons.
AUGACAUCGAGACAUCAAGACUUACCUGUGAUCCUACACAAUGACAAGAGAGGUUUGUUGACUGUUGAGGAUGACAGGCUGGAUGUUUUACAGCUAUCCAGAGAUGGUCGACCACCAAAGAGAUUGCUUUCUUGUCCAUUAAAUCACUUCUUACUCGCCAAAAUAGCACCUCCGUCUGCGAAAUUAGGUGAAAUCAGAAGACUUGAUCUACACAGCUUAAGUGGGAAAGAAGGUGGAAGUGGUAACGCAUUAAAACUGGUCAAAUUACAUGUUCUGGUUGAUCCUAUAAAUUUACCUGAAGCUCAAGAAUGGGUAGAUCAGAUUAUGCAAAAUUCGUAUCGAGGUAUCAAGAGAGGGAAAAAGGUAUUGCUGCUGGUAAACCCAGUUGGAGGUAAAGGGAAAGCUAAGAGUAUAGUCCAUGAUACUGUUAUGCCUAUAUUGGAAGCUGCUGGUUGUGAUAUCGAUUUAAGAGAAACUACACACAGAUUACAUGCUGAAGAGAUUGCACAGUCUGUGGAAUUGAUAUAUGACGUGAUAGCAACGGCUUCAGGUGAUGGACUAGUCUAUGAAGUACUGAAUGGGUUAGCUUCAAGACCGGACGCUAGAAAAGCCCUUCAGAUCCCGAUCGCACCUAUUCCAACAGGCUCGGCCAAUGCGGUCUGUAUCAAUCUCUUUGGUGUCAAGGAUACCUUCAACAUACCUCUGGCCGCAUUAAAUAUCAUCAAAGGCAAACAGCUACCCAUAGAUUUAUGUUCCGUGCUAUUACUUCCCUCUCAGACUCGUCGAUUCUGUUUCCUCUCAGUGGCGACGGGCUUGAUGGUAGAUUUAGAUAUUGGUACUGAGAAUCUAAGAUGGAUGGGAGACACGAGAUUCGUCGUUGGUUUCUUAAAAGGAAUUGCAACUAACAAAUCAUCAAAAUGCAAAAUCAAGUUAAAAGUAGUGGAAGAUGACAAGAUUUCAAUGGCUAGGAAAGCAAGGGAUAGAGUGAAAGAACGAAAAGGUACAACAGCAAUUGGGAAAGGUAUAGAUCCUCUUUCGAGAGGAUUGGCCGACUCGAAACUAGGUCAACAACAGGAUGAAGAACCAAGAACUCCUCUACCAGCUGAUAUUCCGAACGUUUCUAGUGAGGAUAAUCGAAAGAAUGGCGAGGAAGACUCUUAUAUACCGGAUCAUGGACCUAUACCAGCUUCUCAACCGUUACAACCCGAUGAAUCUUGGAUGACCAUUGAUAGCUCGGCUUCAAAACAAAAGGAUAUCACGAAAAGAUCGUCGAUAGGAUCUAUAAGAAGUAACAGACUCAGUCAGACGAAUGGUAAUGCGAAUACAGACGGUACAUUGAUUGGUGGUACCGAACAGAACAAGAAAGGAGGAUGGAUAGAUGGCGAGGGAAUAUUGUACUUCUAUGCCGGUAUGAUGCCUUGGGUAGCACGAGAUCUAAUGCAAUGGCCCGUGUCGAACUCUGGAGACGGAUUGGUCGACGUGGUGGUUCAGUCAAUUGUCCCCAGGAUGAUGAUGGCAAAUGCCAUUACAGGUGCAGGAAAAGGGGAAGCUUAUUGGAUGGAGUGUCAACAUUAUUACAAGGUAUCAGCUUUCAUUGUGGAGAAUCUAGACAAAACAAAUCAACAAAUAUUCACCAUAGAUGGCGAAUCUUUCCCCUGGGAUACGUUCCACGUAGAAGUUCAUCCUAGAAUCGCAAAUCUAUUGAGUUUAGACGGAGACUUCUUCGUCCCUGAUUUCUUGAAGAAGCAUGACGAAAAAGUAUAG